AUUCAUAUAAUCUCUCUCUUCACACUUCUUAACUGUAAAAAAAAAACCCAAAUCUCAGAAUGGUCGCCGGCGCCGGAGCUCAGUUAAGUUUCCGAACAGCUACCGGAAUGGGGAUCUUCUUCUCCGAUCAAACUAGUAAUGUCACUCCUUCGAUGAUGAUCACUUCAUCAUCAUCAUCUUCUUCUUCUAGUUGUUCGUUUCAGUUGGCUUUUCGUACCAAACGGUGUCGUUUUCGUUACAACAGAAACCCUAUUCUCAUUCUCUGUAAAUCUUCUUCUUCUUCCUCUGGCUCUAGAUCUACUAAUAAUGGCGGUGGUGGUGGUGGUGAUCCUGAUCGGGAUGAUUAUGUUGAAGCUUCCUUACUCCUUUCAGAAACCUUGUCGCACCACCGUAUGCGGAGGCGUGGUUUUAAGGAAGAUACAUGGCGACCUUCGCAACAAUCGAGUCUUCCUAAAAAGUUUCCUUUUUCUGUUCAGAGGAAGGAAUUCCGACCUGAUUUUAAUCUCAUUAGCCAAAGCUUUCUUAAUCGGUUUCAAAAUCCAACUUUAUUUCUAAAGAUUUCUUGUGAUGGUGACUUUUUGCUCCCAAUUGUUGUAGGUGAGUUUGCUAUUGAGAAACUGGUAGAUUCUACCUGGGUAGAUGGAAAAGAGAAUUCUCCAAACCAGUUUCAAUUUAUGAGAAAUCUUGUGGAGAAGCUUGGUUAUGAAGUAAAUAUGGUAAAAAUUACAGAAAGAGUGGUCAAUACUUACUUUGCCAGAUUAUAUUUUAGUAAGCCAGGGGAAAAGGACAUUCUUAGUGUGGAUGCUCGUCCCUCUGAUGCCAUAAAUGUGGCACAUAGAUGCAAGGCACCCAUAUAUGUAAAUAAACAUAUUGUGGUAACAGAUGCUAUUAGAAUUAGCUAUGGAAUGGGCAGAGUGCGUGAUACAAAAUCUAUUUAUGAUGUAUCUCUUGACAGUGCUGUAGAGGGUCCUGAUUUUUUAUCUCAGGAACUUGUUUUGGUGAAGAAUAUUGACUUAGCUGUCAAAGAGGAAAGAUACAAAGAUGCAGCUAUGUGGAAAGACAAAUUAUUGCAAUUUCGAAAGUCAAUUCACAGCUAGACAUAUUCGCCUAUUGCUUGUCCAUUGUUCAGAUGUGUAUGCCUUCUAAACCCUUUGGUGUAUCGUUUGACUGGAAACCACUCUAAGUGGAUGGAACUCCUGCAUAAAGAGAUUUCAACUAUGUACAGCUACUUAAGUUAUAUAUUUAUAUAUUAGUUAUUAUAUAGGGCAAUAUGUACAUGUGAAAGCAUAUAGUUCAGUUCAGGUCAAUUUUAUUGUCCUCUUACCAUAAAAUUUAUAUCUAUAGUGAUGUGUGACAAGAAAGAACUACCUUGUUUUCAUUUAUACUAUUCUAUUCUGAAUCUAAUACAGAGCUUUCUUUGUAAAUAUUACUUUUUAUUCUAUAACAAUGGUUGUUCUUUUAA
Messenger RNA from Cannabis sativa, 1462 nucleotides. RefSeq names its product bifunctional nuclease 2. The record is from RefSeq and is a predicted model, not a curated record. Gene Ontology annotation, biological process: protein ubiquitination. The transcript is spliced from 9 exons. The coding region runs from base 60 to 1097 and encodes 345 amino acids. Gene Ontology annotation, cellular component: nucleus; VCB complex. Gene Ontology annotation, molecular function: nuclease activity. NCBI's taxonomy places the organism in Eukaryota, Viridiplantae, Streptophyta, Magnoliopsida, Rosales, Cannabaceae.